AUGGAGGAAGACGUCCCAAAACUAGUCGACGAGGGAGAAGAGGGCGAAUUAUGGGAAGGCGAGGAAGAGCUCAUGGUAGUGGAUGAGACAGGUGAUGACGAACUCCAGGAAGAGCCAGAACAAAUAGUGCACAUGGACGACCAACCCCAGCAGGAGCCAGAACAAAUGAGGCGCAUGAACAACCAACCUCAGGAGGAGCCAGAACAAGCAGCCCGCUUAGACGAUGAACCUCAAGUAGUACAUGAACAAGAGGACCAGCCUGACAAUGGUGAUCAGUAUCUGCCCAACAUGAUAGAAGAAGCUGCCGAACCAAUUCCCCAAGCACACGAGCCACCUGGGAGGCAGGAAAAUCAUAAAGUUGAACAAGUUGCUCAGGAACUGCAAAACAAGAGAAAGGAGUUAACAGAGACCCGUGAGAAGUUCGAACCCUGGGAAAGCACGAUACGCCUUUUGUCCCGGAGUAUUCCACAAGAUCUUGAACAGACACCCCACGCUGAUGGGCCACAUCUUUGGUUAAUUUGGAUUUACUCGACGCUUCAGAAGUACUCCUCCACCAGCAGCAUUGGUGAAACGACCGUCAGCCGACGAGCUGGUGAACACCUUGCUGAACUAUACACUUCAAACUCGGAAAACUUCUAG
This is a messenger RNA of Cylicocyclus nassatus, 639 nucleotides long. The record is from the annotation of a GenBank genome assembly. Lineage: Eukaryota; Metazoa; Nematoda; Chromadorea; Rhabditida; Strongylidae.